AAAGCGGCCUCCGUAUAUCACCUGAGAGAUAUCCGAUGACCUCAAUCGAUAUCAAACAAACCGCAUGCCACUGAAACUAAUUCUCUGCAGUUAACUUGAGGGGUAACUCUGUGUACAACAUUGACUAAGACUCUCUGGAUUUUCACUAUGGAGUACAACUACCUCGGCCGUACCGGACUGCGUGUGUCCAACAUAUGUCUGGGGACCAUGACAUUCGGCCAACCACAGAUCGGCAAGUUGGACAAGGAUGCAUCUCACAAAGUCCUGGACCGAUUCGCUGCUCUCGGUGGAAAUUUCAUUGACACUGCAAACAUGUAUACCAGAGGGGUAUCGGAAAGCAUCAUAGGCGAGUGGUUGGUUAGACAAGAAAGAGAAAAUUUCGUAAUUGCCACCAAAGUGAGAAGUCCAAUGGGAGAUGAUGUGAAUAACGUUGGUUUAGGACGGAAACACAUCAUGCAGAGCUGUGAUGCGAGCCUUAAACGGCUUCAGACGGACUAUAUAGACCUCUAUCAGAUUCACAACUGGGACUUCGCCGUUCCCCCUGAGGAGUGGUUAGAAGCCCUCGGAGAUCUGGUUAAGGCUGGUAAGGUGCGCUAUAUCGGAGUGUGCAACCUGUGUGGUUGGCAGAUGCAGAAAGUGGUGGAUCUCUGCAAGUCCGGCAGGUACCCGGCUGUAGUCAGUCUUCAGCAACAAUACAACUUACUUUGCCGACAUCCGGAAUUUGAAGAAUUUCAAGUCUGUAAACAGGAAAAUCUCGGGGUUUUACCUUGGAGUCCAUUAAAAGGUGGAAUGCUUACUGGUAAAUAUAAACGUGGUACAAGACCUAGUUUAUCGGCGGGACGGAUUGGACUCGUUGCUCAAGAUGAAUCAAAGGCUAUGCAGAUUGCCCCGGCUUGGAGUCAGUACGAAAAUAAUGAAGAUUUCUGGAAGCUAUUAGAAGCCAUGGAGAAGAUUGCCAAAAAUUGUGGAAAGAGCAUUCCUCAGGUAGCAAUCCGGUGGUUGCUUCAGAAGGACGUGGUUGCCUCUGUUAUCAUUGGAGCCAACUCCAUUGAGCAACUAGAAGACAAUAUAGGGUCGGCAACAAACUGGCGCCUCUCCAAGGAACAGAUGGAUGAACUUGACACGCUCUCCAAACCGGAAGUCCCAUACCCAUACGAGAUGAUGUGGCGAAUGAACACUAACAGAGUGAAUCCGUAUCACCCAGCUCCGCUCGUAAAGAAUACUGACGGGUAGCUUCGUCCUUGUGAGAAGUUACCAGCAUAUGAGAACUCAUCUCUACUUUCAUCAUAUGAUUUAUUUAUCAAUGAUGUCAAUAUGUAAAACAAAUAAACUAUUUUAAAAAAUG
Ostrea edulis (European flat oyster) is the source of this 1345-nucleotide messenger RNA. RefSeq names its product 1-deoxyxylulose-5-phosphate synthase YajO-like. Bases 148 to 1233 code for a protein of 361 amino acids. The transcript is spliced from 8 exons. The record is from RefSeq and is a predicted model, not a curated record. Lineage: Eukaryota; Metazoa; Mollusca; Bivalvia; Ostreida; Ostreidae. Gene Ontology annotation, molecular function: oxidoreductase activity.